AUGCGCGGUGUUUCGGACGACGUGAGCCCCACGUUCUGGCCAAACGGGUUCAUGGGCGACGCGCGCGGCAACACCGCGUCCGGGUCCAGGAAAUUGUCCCCACAAUUACAACUUGCCGUUGGCGGGAGGUCGGCCAGAAUAUCGUCUGUGGGGCCAUCUGAGUCGUCGGAGGAAAGGUCAAGCGCAUCUGCAAGGUCUCGCGGGAUGUCCCCCUCGGUCGGCGUGACCUCCUCGUUGGCAUUGGGGUGUUUGGGCGAGGACGGUGCGUUCAUUAGUACCGGGGUUUUCAUCAACAACGAGUUCCUGGCCACCGACAGCCAGAUCGCCGUGGAGGACCCGGGCACAGGCAAGGAGAUCUGCUCGAUCCAUCUCGGAGACGAAAAGCACGUUGAUCUGGCCGUUGACAGCGCCAGAGCCUGUUUCUCUUCGGUGUGGAAGAAGAAGAACGGCCGCGAGCGGUCGGACCUGCUUCUGCGGAUGUCUGAGCUGAUCAAAGAGCACAGCGACCAGCUGGCCGACCUGGAGGCCUUGGAAUGCGGUAAGCCAAAGGCCAGCAACGCCAUCUUUGACGUUCUGCACUCUGGAGACGUUUUCCGUUAUUAUAGCUCGUUGGCCAUAAGUGCCGAGGACGGCAAGACCAUCGAGACGGACCGGUCCAAGUUCACAUACACCAUCACGGAGCCAUACGGGGUGUGUGCUGCCAUCAUGGCGUGGAACUUCCCGAUGUCCACGUUUGCGUGGAAAGUGGCUCCGUGUCUGGCUGCGGGCAACGCGAUUGUGGUGAAGACGUCGGAAAAUACGCCGUUGUCUGCGCUGUUCAUGUGCGAGCUGUUUGUAAAGGCGGGUGCUCCGCCAGGACUGGUGAACGUUGUUUGCGGACUCGGGGCCAAGGUGGGCUCGCACAUCGCCGCACACAAGGGUAUCGACAAGAUCACCUUCACGGGCAGCACGGGCGUGGGCAAAAUCAUCCAGAAACUGGCCGCUGAGAACCUGAAGGUGUGCACUCUCGAGUGCGGUGGAAAGUCGCCGCUGAUCGUGUACGACGACGCCGACCUGGACCAGGCGGUGAAGUGGGCCGCGUUCGGCAUCUUCUUCAACAAGGGCGAGAUCUGCACGGCCUCGUCGAGAAUCUACGUCCAGGACAGCAUCUACGACGAGUUUCUGGAGAAACUCAAAAGUCACGUGCAGCAGAACUUUGUGCAAGGGUCCCAGUUUACAGAGGGCGUGAAUGUGGGUCCGCAGGUGUCCAAGGCCCAGCAGGACAAGAUCUUGGAGUACGUCAAGGCGGGCGUGGAAGAAGGCGCUCGUUUGGUGCUUGGCGGCGUCAAGACGGCCAAAUACUCCGAAGGUUACUACAUCGACCCAACUAUUUUGGCCGACUGCAACCAAAAGAUGCGCGUUGUCCAGGAGGAAAUCUUUGGGCCUGUGGUGACGGUGGCCAAGUUCAGCACGGACGACGAGGCCAUUGCGCUGUCGAACGACUCCGACUACGGUCUUGCCGCGUACCUGUUCACGAGCAACCUGAACCGGUCGCAGAAGUACAUCCGCGAGGUGGAGAGCGGACAGGUGUUUGUGAACUACACGUUUGCCGCGGACUACCGCAUGCCAUUUGGCGGGUACAAGAUGAGCGGAAUUGGGCGCGAGCUGGGUGAGGCAGGUCUGGCAGCGUUUAGCCAGACGAAAGCGGUGCACAUAAAUCUGACCAUAGAGCGUGGCCGUGGCGUCCAUGUUCCCCCCAGACAGCAUAACAUUGAUCAUUACACAGUACAGCAUAUAUUCAAAAGGAACAUGUCGCAUUCCGCAGAGUCGCCCGCCAAAUUGACUGCUACCGGCGAGCCCGACGCUCAGUCGGCAGCUGCCAAACUCAGGCCGGACAUCUCGAGUCUUUUGCGGGUGAAAAAACGACCGAUGCAAGACCUAUUGAUCGGCGAGUACAGCCCAAAACCUAAAGCGCCGCGACGCGAAAAAGAAUGCCCCCAGUUUCUAGACUCAUCAUUGACCCAGCUGUUGGAGGCCAGAAAAUACACCGACCUGUACAAAGCCCUGGCCUCCUUAUCGCUCACUCCCUUGGAGUUUGAACAAUUAAUCAUCAGAGCGUCCAACUACACGUUCGCAUACAAGCUGUGCCAGCAGCACCGCGAUAUAUUCGACUACAGCGGCCUCAGCACCCCUUUUCUGGAGAAACUGCUGCUGGUGCUGUACAUGAACUUCGACUACACGGAGUUUGACCGCAUAUUCACCGUUUAUUUAAGCCGUGUGGACGAGCCGGCCUCAGACUGUCUGCGGCUGGCUCUGCGGAUCUAUCUCAAGACCGAGAACGUCAGCGUGGCCACCCAGAUCUUCAACCAAUCGGUCAUGUCGUCGCAGAGUCUGUCUCCAGACGUUCUGGACUCGUAUUUGAGAGAUUUGCAAGCACACACGUUCAAUUCAUCGCUGUGUUUCAUGGCGUACCGCCUGUGGGUGUCCAAAGGGUUUGCAGUGCACUUCCGCACGCGCGUGCUGCUCUACAAGUUUGUCAUGAGCCAGGGCACCCAGGAGCAGGAGGAGUGGGUCAUUGGCCAGCUCGAAAAAGACGGCUGCUACCAUGCGUGGUUUAUAGACGAGCUGGAAGAAAUCGCCACGCCCGCAGAAGCGCGCCGGUUCAUGGCCAAGGAGUACGGCGAGUGGCUCGGCAGACUCGAGCCGGGCGAAAAGGAGAGUUUCCUGAGCGAGUGCGUCCACAUGCUGAUGCGCGUUGGCGAGAUUUCCUGGGUCCGCGAUAUAUUAAACCACACAGACACCCAGGACGAGUUCGAGGUGCUUUUGAAACGGGUUCUUUGGGCACUGCAGAACGACUGCCGCCCAGAAGUGUACGCGCGUUUGCUUGUGAAGCUGUCGGAGGAAAUCCGGCUGCGAUUCCGCGAGGAGUAUUUUUAUGACCUGUGGAAAUGCUACGGGAAAACGUACCCUGCUCUGCGUAAAGAAAUUACCGCCAGGUUCCAAAGCCACAUGCACGCAGACCCGACAAUGCUCACGGGCCGGUACGCGAGCGUGAUCCAGAACGACCGCGUCUCGCUCCGCGCUAAAGUGGUGGGCGAUCAGGCUGCUCCGGUGCUACCAACCAUGGGGUUGAUAGAGAGCCGGCUGCGCAGCGGGAUCCGGCCACGUCCGGGGCUGCUGAUGACCGCAAUCAACGCCACACGCUCGCUCGACGAGCUCGACAAGCUGACCAUGUUCGUGGUGUCGAACCCAAAGAUCCUGGACCCGGAAAGCGUGCCGUUCAAGCUGCUACUGUUCCGCAAGCGCAAGACGCUGAAUCCGCACUUCCGGCGGGGAAUUUUCCGGUUCCUGGGGCAGCUGGUGGAGGACUCGGGCGACCAGCUCACCGCGACAGACCUGUCGUCGAUGCUGCUCGAAUCGGCCAAGUUCCACAACCACGAGUUUGGCAACGUCCUGCUCUCGCGCAUAGCAGAACUCCAGCCACACGACUCCACGGAACAGCUGCGUGUCAUCUACGCGGUGAUCCGGUUCUUCUUUGAUCAAGGCCGGCCCGACCAGGUGAUUCUGCUCCUGGAGGUCAUCAAGGCCGACCCGCAGUUCUGUCCAACCGACUAUUUUGUCAGAAACGUUAAAUCAGCAGGAACUUUUUAUGCUGCCAACGUCCAGCACCCGGAAAUCAAGGACAAGUUCGAGACUUACCUACAGCACACGGUGGAGUGUUUGUACGAGCAGAUCCAGAAGCAGCGGGAGCGGGUUUUGCGCGAGCUGGAUACGCAUCUGGAGCUACUAGAUAGAUGGAGACUUCAGCUGCUAGACGGGUUUCUGGACGCCAUUGUGAGGGACCACCCGGAUCAGAAAGAAUCCAUAACCAGAACAGUACAAGAACGGAGUGCGUUAUAUGAGGCCGAUACAAAUAACGGCAACGGUUAUUUCCGCAAGUUAUUCGAGAACUACUCGGAGGCCGUCCUGGACACGAGCGACGGUAUCCCGCGGUGCAGCGUUUGCCAUUGGGAAGCCCACGGAUCGCGGUGCAUGAACUGCGGGCGACGGCUGUUAGGAGCAAACGACGACGAUGACGACGACAGCGACAGCGACGACGACACACGAGGCGAUUAUAACUUUUCAGACGAGACGGCCCAGCAUGACCACGACCACCACGACGAGGCAGAUUUCUCGUACUUGUCGUCCGACGAACCUUUGUCGUACGCAGAGUCGCCCGACGGCGGCGAAGAAGUCGAUCGAGAACGGCUGGCUACAUUUGUGACAGGUUUUACGAUGCCGUACUUAAUUGACCGACUGUUCUUCUCGAGAUCAGCGGACGAGGAAAGCAUGGACUCCUCGGACAUGGACUACGUGGGUAGUUCAGAGGCAGGCAGUCGGCAUGAACAAAUCGAGGAGGACAGGUCUGAAGAAGGGUCCGACGAGGGGUUCCAAAGAUGGCGGGCACGGCGUGGAACACGGUUAUUAUCUAGCGAUAGCGAUAACGAUGAGUAA
This is a messenger RNA of Ogataea philodendri, 4473 nucleotides long. RefSeq lists its product as uncharacterized. The record is from RefSeq and is a predicted model, not a curated record. Gene Ontology annotation, molecular function: aldehyde dehydrogenase (NAD+) activity. The transcript has 4 exons. Bases 1 to 4473 code for a protein of 1490 amino acids. Lineage: Eukaryota; Fungi; Ascomycota; Pichiomycetes; Pichiales; Pichiaceae.